This is a messenger RNA of Phytophthora nicotianae INRA-310, 381 nucleotides long. RefSeq lists its product as hypothetical. The transcript is spliced from 2 exons. The coding region runs from base 1 to 381 and encodes 126 amino acids. NCBI's taxonomy places the organism in Eukaryota, Oomycota, Peronosporomycetes, Peronosporales, Peronosporaceae. The record is from RefSeq and is a predicted model, not a curated record.
AUGACCAAUGUCAAGCACAACCUGAAGGAAGAUCCGCCUGGGCUGGGUGCUCCAGUGCGUGGCCGACCAGACACGCACCUGCCGGCUGCAGACCACCAAGAUGACAAGUCUGAGGCCCAGACGAGCGGACAUGCUGCGGAGAGUGUAAAAGAUAAGGCGGGGAAGCACCAAAGCCACGGGUCGUGCAAGAGUUGCGGAUCGCUGGCGGACAAAUGUUCGUGCGAGAACUGCCAGUGUCAAGUUUGCGCUAGCAAGACUGGCGCUGCGAAGGAAAUCGAGCCUCCGAUCAAGUCGGCCACGUCGGCGACCGUUGUGUGUGGUGGCUCGUGCAUUGCCGCUGCCCAGCGUGCUACAGCUGGAGAAUGUCCGGGAUUGUCAUGA